Verticillium nonalfalfae is the source of this 843-nucleotide messenger RNA. RefSeq lists its product as uncharacterized. Gene Ontology annotation, molecular function: branched-chain-amino-acid:2-oxoglutarate transaminase activity. Gene Ontology annotation, biological process: branched-chain amino acid metabolic process. The annotation marks the transcript as partial. The record is from RefSeq and is a predicted model, not a curated record. NCBI's taxonomy places the organism in Eukaryota, Fungi, Ascomycota, Sordariomycetes, Glomerellales, Plectosphaerellaceae. The transcript has 2 exons.
AUGGCUGCCUUCCCUCCUCCUCCCACGAACACCAUUGACUGGGCCAAUGUCGGCUUCCAGGUCCGCGAAGUCAACGGCCACAUCGAGUCCACCUACAGCAAGUCGACCGGCCAGUGGACGCCGCUCAAGUUCGUGGCGUCGCCCUUUAUGCGCAUCCACGGCAUGGCCCCGGCCCUCAACUACGGCCAGCAGGCCUACGAGGGCCUCAAGGCCUUCCGCGGCCCCGGCGACGACACGAUCGCCCUCUUCCGCCCCGACCGCAACGCCCUGCGCCUCCAGCACUCGGCCGACGUCGCCUCGAUGCCCCGCGUCCCCGAGCAGACCUUCCUCGACGCCUGCCGCGCCGCCGUCGCCCUCAACGCCGCCUUUGUGCCCCCGCACGCCACGGGCGCCGCCAUGUACGUGCGCCCCCAGAUCUACGGCUCGAGCGCCCAGCUCGGCCUCUCGCCGCCCGACGAGUACACCUUUGCCGUCUUCGUCAUCCCGACGGGCGUCUACCACGGCGUCCACCCCGUCAAGGCCCUCAUCCUCGACGAGUUUGACCGCGCCGCCCCCCACGGCACCGGCCACGCCAAGGUCGGCGGCAACUACGCCCCCGUGCUGCGCUGGAGCGACAAGGCCCGCGCCGAGGGCUACGGCAUCACGCUGCACCUCGACUCGGCCCGCCACGAGGAGGUCGACGAGUUCAGCACGAGCGGCUUCAUCGGCGCCAAGAAGGCCCCCGGCGCCGCCGGCGCCUACACCCUCGUCGUCCCCGACUCGCAGUGCGUCAUCGACUCGGUCACGAGCGACAGCAUCCAGCACAUUGCGCGGUCCCUGGGCUGGGCCGUCGAGAAGCGCGUU